AUGUGUGUGUUUAUUUCAGGUGAUGGUGAGUUGUACACCUCUGGGUGCAACGACAACUGGCAGUUGGGUCGCCGUACACCCGGCAGCACCAGCUCCGCUCGUCCCACUCACGUGACAGCACUGGAGUCGUACAACGUGGUGGCGGCGGGCUGUGGCGCCACACACACCUUGGCACUCACCGACCAGGGUGCCGUCCUAGGUUGGGGCGGCAAUGAGUACGGACAGACGGGGAGCGGCAGUGAGGGGGCUGACCAGCACCAGCCGCGACAUAUCAAGGGUCUAGCGGACCAGAGAGUGGUUGCUGCGGGGGAGAAUCACAGCGCGGCUUUGACCGCUGAUGGGCGGCUGUAUACCUGGGGUCGCGGGAAGCACGGACAGCUGGGUCAGGGGGACUGGGCUAACCGACAUCGCCCCGUACUGGUGACGUCAUUGAGGGGGAUACGCGCCAAGCAGGUCUCCGCGGGCUCGCGGCACUCCCUGGUGCUGACGACCACUUCCCAGGUCUUUGCAUUCGGCAACAACGACUUUGGGCAGGUACGACGUACGGCAGAAGACGGGAGAUGGCCGUACGACCGUACGCUCUAG
This is a messenger RNA of Volvox carteri f. nagariensis, 585 nucleotides long. RefSeq lists its product as uncharacterized. The record is from RefSeq and is a predicted model, not a curated record. Lineage: Eukaryota; Viridiplantae; Chlorophyta; Chlorophyceae; Chlamydomonadales; Volvocaceae. The transcript has 5 exons. The coding region runs from base 1 to 585 and encodes 194 amino acids.